AUGCGGCGAAGAAGAAUACUGAAACUGAGACCGCUGAGAAGAAGAGGAAGCGAAACAGUGGUGUCGACGGUGGGUCCUUGUCGAAUCCAACCAAGCGGGCUCGGAACACCGCAUCUCCACCGGAACAGGAACAUCAAGGCGAUCAUUCCCCAGCACCAUCAGCCGAAUUGCCUUCCCAGGCCGAUGUCGAGGGCACCUAGUGAGGCCGAGAAUCCACUGCAACCUCCAGUAACCUCACUUUCAAUCUCAGAAUCUGCCACAAAUUGUCCUUCACAUCGUGUAGACAAUCACGAUGAGGAGAUUGUAUCCAACAAUAGAGAUUCACACACACCCGAGGCUGCCAUUGACCAUACUGCGCAAAGAACGGAGGCUGAGGAUAUGGCGGUAAACCCCCUUAGACCAAAUGAGUUUUUCUUCAAACCGAAGGAUUAUCGGAAGUCUUGUAAGCUUCAAUCAAGAUGCCACCAAUACAAAUUUAUGACGAUCCUUGGGGAGUUAGAUGAAUCAGAAAAGAGGUGGUUUCUCGAACACCCACAGUUCAAGCACUUGUUCCACAUGGUUUGCACCUCAACUAGAAAGAUGAUGGGAUUGUGGAUGUUGCUACUCCGCACCAUUGUUACGCAUAAGAGUCGGCAAGCGUGGUUUUCUGUAAAUGGUGUUCCGAUUCGGUACUCGAUCAGGGAACACGGUCUCAUCUCAGGUUUAUACUGCCACCAGUAUCCUGAAAAUUAUCAGAGUGGCUUGAGCAUGAUGUUUGCGGAGAAACAGUUUAGGAAAAUGUUCAUGAAGAAGCUGAAGAAUAAGAAGAAGAAACCAGAGGAAGAGGAACUAAAGGUGACAGUUCAUGAUGUGGAAGAGAAGCUUUCGCAGAUGAAGCUAGAUCGUACCAAUGACCGGCUGAAGGUGGCUAUUCUGUACUUUUUGGCCACAGUUAUAGAUGAGAAGUCCAAAUAUGGAUGCCCCAUCGAUCCUUUUCUUCUGCAAAUUGUUGAUGAUCUAGAGCUGUGUAAUAAAUUUUCAUGGGGACGAUCAUUUUAG
This is a messenger RNA of Brassica oleracea var. oleracea, 1038 nucleotides long. RefSeq lists its product as uncharacterized. Bases 1 to 1038 code for a protein of 345 amino acids. The transcript has 4 exons. NCBI's taxonomy places the organism in Eukaryota, Viridiplantae, Streptophyta, Magnoliopsida, Brassicales, Brassicaceae. The record is from RefSeq and is a predicted model, not a curated record.